AUGGAAUCUACCACGAAGAAAAUCUGUCGUUCUAGGAGCUGGGCGCGUUUUGAUGUAGCUCUCAGCGAGAAUGAGGGCAAUGCAUCCAGUCCUACUUGUCCACCUCACGAGACCAUGAACGAGCAGCCUCUGGAUGAGAAGAAGCCUGUGGAUAAAACGACCUUGGACGCGAAGCCUGUGAGGCAGAAGGCGGCGGAGCCUCAACCCGUCUACAACUUCGGCAAUGAGCAGCCAAGCUAUGAUGCAGAUGCGGAAGGAAAAGCAAAGAAGUUAAAAUACAAGAAACGGCGUUACAUUACUCGUCAAGAUCCAACAGAGCCUGAGACGAAGGUGCAAGUCCCCGCUCUCGAACCCAGCGAACUCGGCCGUGUGCUCCACGACAUAUACCUCAAGCAAGACGACUAUGGCCGGAUGGUUUCACAUCCAAAUUAUAUCCAUAAAUACAUUCCAAAAAAAUUUAUCGAGCCCUAUGAUGUGGAGAAGGCGGAUGCCCUCUUUCAACAGUUCGUGACUCUCAAUAUUGACAGGCUUCUUUACAAAGAAGAUCCUGUCAACCAAACCCUUUAG
Molecule: messenger RNA, 567 nt
Organism: Talaromyces rugulosus
Lineage: Eukaryota; Fungi; Ascomycota; Eurotiomycetes; Eurotiales; Trichocomaceae
Exons: 2
Coding region: 1-567 (188 amino acids)
Source: RefSeq, a predicted model, not a curated record